AUUGUCAUUGUCAUGCAAUUGCAUGAAAUAAACGAAGUACGUUGUUUACUUGAAUCUGAAGCCAGAGAUCACUUUGUUAUAUAGCUUAUAUGAUUUAAAAAAAAAAUAAAAUGCCUGACAUAAAAAAAGUUCUGAUUUUUGGAGCUUCCGGCAGCACCGGCUUAGCUACCACUAAAGCUGCACUGAAUGCUGGUUAUGAGGUGACAGCUUUUGUUCGAGACAAGUCAAAAUUGGAAGAUGUUGUACCCAAUAAUGUUGUACAAGGUGAUGUACUCAACAAAGACGGUGUUUUAAGUGCUGUUGCUAAUCAAGAUGCUGUCAUAGUUGUACUGGGAACAAGGAACGAUUUAAGCCCUACUACUGUCAUGUCAGAUGGUGUAAAGAAUAUUUUGGAAGCUAUGAAAGUUCAUGGUGUGAAAAGAAUUUCAUGCUGUAUUUCAUCAUUCUUGUUUUGGCCACGUGAAAAAGUACCAAAGCCAUAUGUUCCUCUCACUGAAGAUCAUGAACGAAUGUUGGAUGCUUUGAAAGCAAGUGAUCGGGAAUGGGUAGCUGUGCUACCUCCACACAUUUCAGAUGAGCCAGCAAAAGGAAACUAUGUUAUGAAAAAUGAGGAAGCCGUUGGGAGGAUGAUAUCCAAGUAUGACCUUGCUGAUAUCUUAGUGAAGUGCCUGACUGCUGAAGAGCACAUCGGCCAUUAUGUAGGAAUCGGUUACCCAGGAUAAAAAUAUUCUUUUGAACUGUAUGAAAAACCAAAGAAGAAACUGAAAUUAAAAUGGAAUCAAAGCAAAGGUUUAAAUAUUUACAUGAAAUGUAAUAUUUUUAUACUAAAUUUAUAGUGUAUUUUACAUCUGUGCAAAUAUAUGUACAUGUUUGAAUUAAAUAUCUAAGUGCAUUAAAAUGCUAUGCACUUGAAAUUUUAAUAAAUACCAAAACCAUU
Messenger RNA from Uloborus diversus, 937 nucleotides. Its product is annotated as flavin reductase (NADPH)-like. Bases 111 to 722 code for a protein of 203 amino acids. The record is from RefSeq and is a predicted model, not a curated record. Lineage: Eukaryota; Metazoa; Arthropoda; Arachnida; Araneae; Uloboridae. The transcript has 6 exons.